Meloidogyne enterolobii is the source of this 259-nucleotide messenger RNA. The record is from the annotation of a GenBank genome assembly. NCBI's taxonomy places the organism in Eukaryota, Metazoa, Nematoda, Chromadorea, Rhabditida, Meloidogynidae.
UUUUUUUGUUUAUCUUAGUUGCUUUGCAGUUAGUGCUUUGUUUAGCAAUUUUUUGACAUUUACUGUUACCAUUUUUUUAAUUGAAAUGUUCUCAGAAAUUUGGCAGUUCUUCGUUGACAACAUUUUUGCUGCUCUGUUAGUGCUUAUCCUGUUCAGUUUGAUCGUUGGACUUGUUUUUUGGAAGUAUUCUCUGACCGAAAUUCGACAAGUUCGUUUUUUAAUAUUUAAUAAUUGUGUUAUCUUAAUCCCAAACAGCUAA